AUGGCGGAGGGCAUCGAAUUGGUCUCCGCCAUGAUUACCAGAUACGCUGUAGUCGAAAGCUUGUACCUGCUCGAAGACUCAACACUCCAAAACCAGCUUACCGAUGGCAUCACCAAGCUGUACGUCGCCAUUCUGAGAUACUUGGGUAUUGCAAAGACCUACUACAAUAAGAGCACAACUAGUCAGUAG
Messenger RNA from Aureobasidium pullulans EXF-150, 189 nucleotides. RefSeq lists its product as uncharacterized. Lineage: Eukaryota; Fungi; Ascomycota; Dothideomycetes; Dothideales; Saccotheciaceae. Bases 1 to 189 code for a protein of 62 amino acids. The record is from RefSeq and is a predicted model, not a curated record. The transcript has a single exon.